Haemonchus placei is the source of this 219-nucleotide messenger RNA. The record is from the annotation of a GenBank genome assembly. Lineage: Eukaryota; Metazoa; Nematoda; Chromadorea; Rhabditida; Trichostrongylidae.
AUGCCUCCUCGAGAGGAAUCACCAUAUACCACUUUGGGUAUCGCAGCCAAUUCUGACGAAUUGACCAUCAAGAAAGCAUACAAGAAAUUGGCACUCAAAUGGCAUCCCGACAAGCAUCCCGAAGAGAAGGACAAGGCUAUGGCCGAGAAACAGUUCAAAAAGAUCGCUCAAGCCUAUGAGAUCCUCUCUGACGGCAAGCCUGUUGGUAAGCUGGGUUAA